Symbiodinium necroappetens is the source of this 417-nucleotide messenger RNA. Lineage: Eukaryota; Dinophyceae; Suessiales; Symbiodiniaceae. The record is from the annotation of a GenBank genome assembly.
AUGGCCAUCAACACUUCGCUCACGGCUUUGGGGAAGGUAGUCCUCGCCCUGGCGUCCGAUCCAAAGGUGGUGAGACAUGUGCCCUACCGGGACUCCAAGCUUACCCGGAUUUUGUCCACAUCCCUCCGCACCCAGGUGUCGAUUCUUGCGACGAUUCAUCCUCGUGUGGAGGACUACGAGGAGUCGUUGAACACCCUCUCCUUUGCCGAUCGCUGCAAGAAUGUGGCAAGGCAACCGCAAGUCAAGUACGUGACGGCUUCCGGCACUCAGAAGGCCAAAAUUGCGGACCUGCAGCGCCAGGUUGCUGAUCUGAAGGAGAAGCUGCGCGAGGUCCAUGCAAGCCGAAAAGCAGCGAAGACGGACGAUGUGGAUGAUGCCAUCGCGCAGGCUUUGGCGCUGGCAGCGGCACCAAGCGGC